This is a messenger RNA of Penicillium angulare, 1032 nucleotides long. RefSeq lists its product as uncharacterized. NCBI's taxonomy places the organism in Eukaryota, Fungi, Ascomycota, Eurotiomycetes, Eurotiales, Aspergillaceae. The record is from RefSeq and is a predicted model, not a curated record. The transcript is spliced from 3 exons. The coding region runs from base 1 to 1032 and encodes 343 amino acids.
AUGGCCCCCAAUAUUUUCUUGACCGGUGCAACUGGCUAUGUUGGAGGUGACUUCCUCUACCUAGCUUCCCGCACUCAUCCAGAAUGGAAUGUAUCAGCCCUUGUGAGAGAUGCUGAAAAAGCUGCCAAGCUCGCUCAGGAGUAUCCGGAAGUUCGCAUCGUGAACGGAGACCUUGACUCGGCCGAUAUCAUCGAGAAGGAAGUCAAGAAUGCCGAUAUUGUUUUUCAAAUUGCCGACUGCGACCAUGUUGGAGCUGCAAAAGCCAUAGCGAAAGGUGCCGCCCACCACACUGCCGACCGACCGUGCUGGGUAAUCCAUGCCUCAGGAACAGCUAGUUUCCUUUUCGAAGAUAACCGAGAGAAGACAUACGGAAUUGAGCGGAAGCAGUAUUACAAUGACUGGGAUAAAGUGGACGAGCUUUUUAACUUGCCUGAUGAUGCAUAUCACAAGGAUGUGGAAAGAACAAUCAUUGAAGCUGGCCGAGUAGACCCACAGCGUAUCAAGACCGCUAUUGUAUCGCCUCCAACCGUCUAUGGACCUGGUCGUGGCGUGAUCAAACAGACCAGCAUCCAGGCCUACUUUCUAGCAAACGCAGUUCUCAAGCGAAAGGAGGGAAUCAUUGUCGGCGAAGGCAAGAAUAUCUGGAGUCAAGUCCACGUUCAGGAUCUUAGCGAUUUGUUUGUCUCUCUGGGCGAGGCAGCAGUGGCAGGGGGUGGAAAUGCAACCUGGGGAGACGAAGGGUACUAUCUCUCGGAGAAUGGAACAUAUGUCUGGGGAGAUAUUGAAAGAGCCGUUGCGCAAGUGGCAUAUGAAAAGGGUUAUAUUCCAAGUGCAGAUGUUACUCCGCUGCGAGAGGAUGAGCCCCUGGGGGAUACACUCGGCUAUGGUAUGUUGAUGUGGGGAUCGAACAGCCAAGGAACUUCAAUUCGCGCAAAGAAGUUGCUUGGGUGGACUCCUACACGGCCUAGCUUAUUAGAGGAGAUUCCCGGAAUUGUGGAUGGGGAGGCAAGAGCACUAGGGAUUGCAGUUUGA